This is a messenger RNA of Physeter macrocephalus (sperm whale), 876 nucleotides long. Its product is annotated as basic salivary proline-rich protein 1-like. Lineage: Eukaryota; Metazoa; Chordata; Mammalia; Artiodactyla; Physeteridae. Bases 1 to 876 code for a protein of 291 amino acids. The record is from RefSeq and is a predicted model, not a curated record. The transcript has 2 exons.
AUGUUGGCCGCGGGGCCGCCACUCGGAGGUCGGCCUAGGCGCGCUCCUUCCCAGGGUCCGGAUUCAAAUCCUUGGGCGCUGGCUGCAGCUAAUCCGAGCGCGUCGAGGCGGGGGCAAGCCGGGGAUCCGCUUGUGCCCGGCGGCCCGGCCCCGCAGGGGCAUGGUGAGCCCGAGCCCCGCGCCGAGGGCACCGGCGCCCACCAGCAACCGCGGCGCUGCCCGUCAACCCCGGGGCGAGCUGCUUGCUCCGCGGAGCUGGCGGCCUGCUUCUGCAGCCCCGAGCACUUUGCAGGCGGUUUUGAGGGGGGACGCCGCCCCCCGGCCGCCCGGCCGCGGCCCCCUCCUUUCCGCCCCCUCGGGCCGCAGCCGCCGCCGCGGUUGCUGCAAAAGGGCGCUCGCACGCACCGCCAAGCUCCGGGGAAAGCGCCCGGCGCGCGUUUGCAGGACCCGGCGCUCAGCCGUGCGGCGCCGCCUCCCAAGGUGUUUUCGCUGCGCCCGACCCCGGGGACGAUCCUCGGCCUGCGGCCGUCCAAGUACCUGCCCCAGUCCCCGGGCCAGUCGUCGGGCCACUCGAGAGCCCCUCCCGGGCCCCGUGGGCUUCCCGGGGCUCGCACCCGCCCCCCCACCCCACCCCCCGCUCGCCCUUCGCGGAUGGAGGUCACCGAGAGAGGCAGCUGGAAGCGUGCGCUCUGCCCACCGGCUGGGAUGCGAGGACCGCCGCCCAGAGUCCCCGAUUACAAGUCCGCACCCCUGCCCAUCUCCUCCCUGGCCGGCUCCUCUUCCUCCUCGGAGGCUCGACGGCUCCUCCUUGCCCAGGAUAGCUCCGGCAGACCCAGCCGCAUCGCAUCCCGAGACCCAGGACACUAUCCUUUUUGA